Cuscuta campestris is the source of this 2646-nucleotide messenger RNA. The record is from the annotation of a GenBank genome assembly. Lineage: Eukaryota; Viridiplantae; Streptophyta; Magnoliopsida; Solanales; Convolvulaceae.
CUACUAGGUGGGGCUUCAAAUUUUGGCUGGAGAUCUUUCUGGGAGUAAUGCACGCUGUGUUGCUAUGCUUCAGGCAAUUAGGGACGCCAUUACUGACUACACACUUCCACAGGACAAAACAUUCAUCGCUCGAGAUUUACUUGCGAAAAUCAAUGGCUAUGUUUCGUUUCUUAACGAAUGCAGGCCACUAUCAUUCAGUAUGGGUAAUGCCAUUCAGUUUAUUAAGGGUCGUAUAGCCAAGUUACCUCAGACACUAUCUGAAUCAGAAGUGAAGGAACAUCUGCUUUCAGACAUUGAUGGUUUCAUCAAUGAGAAAAUUGUGCUGGCAGAUAAAGUAAUAGUUGGACAUGCAGUUUCAAAAAUCAAGGAUGGCGAUGUUAUACUAAUGUACAGUUCAUCAUCUGUCAUUGAGAUGAUUAUUUUAUAUGCUCAUGAGAUUGGAAAGCAGUUUCAUGUUGUUAUAGUAGACUCUCGUCCCAUGCUGGAGGGUCAAGCACUACUUCAAAGACUGCUAAAGAAGGGGAUCAACUGUACGUACACACACAUUGGUGCCGUUUCUUACGUCAUGCAUGAGGUCACAAUUGUUUUCCUAGGGGCGGCAUCUAUAUUAUCCAAUGGCACUGUCUACUCAAAAGUGGGGAGUGCAUGUGUUUCAAUGGUUGCUCAUGCUCUCCGUGUUCCUGUUCUGGUUUGUUGUGAAGCUUAUAAGUUCAGUCAGCGAGUGAUGCUUGAUUCCAUUUGUUGCAAUGAGUUAGGGAAUCCGGAGGCAGUUUCGCUGGUCAGUCGAAGACCAGAUGCCAAUAUUUUGAAGAAUUGGACAAGCAUAGAAAAUCUUCAGAUUUUGAAUUUAGUUUAUGAUGCUACUCCCUCGGACUACAUCUCAAUGAUCAUAACGGAAUAUGGCAUGAUACCCACCACGAGUGUGCCUGUGAUCGUUCGUGAGUAUGGGAGGGAGCAUCUUCUAAUGUAGUAUCAUGUGGCAGUUAAUAUACCUUUCUCCUUAGCUGAUACACAUACAAUGCUGAAGCCUAACUGGUAAGACAUAUAUCUCAAUGCUACUCUAUCCGUCCAAGAGUUUUUCGUCCAAAGUUUGACUUUUAUGAGUCAAACUAAAUGAAACUUUAAUUGUCAAUUACAUUAAAUUUGCAUGGCGUAUAAAAAACUUAUAUUUUCCAUAAGCCUAACGAAUUUUUUUUGUUUUCUCAUACCCAAUAUAGUUUUUAUUUAAUUGGUGAAUAAAAUUUGUCCAUUUUGAUUUGUACGAGUACUCUUGGAACUGGAACGGAGGUAGUAUUUUGAUACAGAAUAGAGCAAGGAAGAUGAGUCAGAACAGAACAAGAUAGGAAUAUGACAAGCCUGUCAAGGCCAUUUGUUGCUCGUAUCUGUGUCGAUGUUGAUACUAGCAAAGACCUGCCCAAUGGUGUCUCGAUCCAUCUUGGCCAACUUACAUUUCACCAACCAAUCAUUUAUGAAGAUCUUCCUGAAUAUUUCCCCUCCUGUAAAUCUUUUGGACAUAAAAACUACAAAAAGGCCACAACCUCUAGAUGGGUGGUGAAGGACACAACAGGGACUGGGAAUAUAGCACCUGCUGUAGCCGUCCCUCCGUUGUUGCUCCAAGCUAAGUUGCAGCUGGUGGAUAAGCAAGAUGAUGCUCUGAAUCAUGAUGGUCCAAAAGAGGAGGAGACCACUGUUAUGGAAACUUGCUCCUCUGCCCAGGCCGAAACAAACUUGGUACAAUCUCUCCAGGUCGAAACAUACUUGGUACAAUCUGUCCAGGUUGAAACACACUUGGUACAAUCUGUCCCAAAAUCUGAUGCCAAUGGUUUGGAACAGAUAUUAGUUCCUGCAGCUGAAACCUUUGAAUCUGAAAACGAGGAACAAUCUGCUAUAGAUACAGCUACACAUAAGGCAAGUGUUGAAGCUUUGGAAACCACCAUUGAUAAUGGUAGGGAUGCUGAGGCUCCCGCGCCAACUGACAGUGCUGAAAACAAAGGUGUGUUGGUUGAUAUUGAACAAAUCCAGGUUUUUGAGGAUGCUUUGGAGAACAACAAAAAUCCUACUAACAACGACCCUAAUUUCGGGACUGAACAAAGCUGUUAUGACUCAACUACUAUUGGACCAAUUCUUCAGUCUUUUGAGUUGGAUGGUGAACAUUAUGAAAUCAGGUCCUACGUUGAAGAAGCGGAGACAAGUAACCAAAGGAAGGAGCCUAACUUCCAAGAUGUCCAGAGCAGACGCAGCAAAAAAGCGGGGAAGAGGGGAACUGCACCAAGGACGAUUAAAACCAGAAGCUACGAUCCAAACCUUGAAGUUGGAACGGUGAGCGAGAUCACUAGAUAUUGGCCUAGCCACAAAUCAACCACAAUGGAGAAAAUCGUCACUACCAAAAGUUACUCUGGGCCCUUUUGGUACGUUGGACCCGUCGGCCUAAUUGGGGCAGAUGGGAAAAGACCAAAGAAAAUAAUGCCCAGAAACCUCGCUUUGGAUCAACACCCGGGUUUUAUAAUUUGAAUGAUCAUUUGUUUAUCUCUCGUUUCAUUUCUCAUUUAGUUUUCUUUUUUCGUGCAUUUCUAGAGGGGCAUUGGCCUAGUCCUCCCCUCCCUGUACCUUUCUUUUACCUUUUUGAAAUAAAUUUUUUGUUUUUAA